GGCAAAAUAUCUCCCCGCGACCACCUCCGCCCUCCCUCCGUCCACCGAUGAUGAACGGCGACGUCCUCGAGCCCACCAACUCACUGGUGGGUCCCAUGCUCACCGACCUGUAUCAAAUCACCAUGGUCUACGCGUACUGGAAGGUAGGGCGCCACAACGACCACGCCGUGUUCGACUUGUUCUUCCGUAAGAACCCAUUCCACGGCGAGUAUACAGUGUUCGCAGGCCUCGAAGAAGCGCUUGCUAUGGUCAACACGUUCAAAUUUACCGCCAGUGACAUUGAGUAUCUACGUCAAGUGCUACCCCACGCCGGGGAAGGCUUUUUUACGUGGCUCUCGACGCUCGACUGCUCCAGUGUAAAGGUAUAUGCCAUCAAGGAAGGCUCCAUUGUCUUCCCACGCAUCCCUCUUGUGCGUAUCGAGGGUAGUCUGGGUGUCGGGCAGCUAUUGGAGACGCCAUUGCUCAACCUGCUCAACUUCGCCAGUCUCAUCACCACCAACGCCACGCGCUUCAAGAAGGCGGCGGGUCCUGACAAGAAUCUGCUGGAGUUCGGAUUGCGUCGUGCGCAGGGACCGGACGGCGGUCUCAGUGCCUCGAGAUACUCGUACAUGGCUGGCUUUUCAGGCACCAGCAACGUGCUGGCUGGGAAGUUGCAUAAGAUCCCCAUUAUGGGUACACAUGCACAUGCGUUUGUGCAAGCACACACUUCAUUAGACGAUGUGAAGGUCACUAUGCUGGACGGCAAGAACUUCCUCGAUGUGGUGCUGAAAUACCGUACCGAACUUGGCCACACCCAGACCAACGAUGGCGAGCUUGCAGCUUUCAUCUCGUACGCUAUUGCGUUCCCGGACGCUUUCUUGGCUCUGGUUGACACGUACGACACGUUGUCGUCGGGAGUGCCAAACUUCAUCUGUGUCGCGCUGGCCCUGCACGAAUUGGGUCACAAGCCGGUCGGGAUUCGUCUUGACAGUGGCGAUCUGUCGUAUCUCUCGAAGCGCUGUCGGGCAGCCUUUGUGACCGCAGGCGAGAGCUACGGCAUCGACUACUUCAAGGAGCUGAACAUUACAGCUAGUAACGAUAUCAAUGAGCCAGUACUGAACUCUCUGAACGAGCAACGUCACGAGAUCAACUCGUACGGCAUCGGUACCCAUCUCGUGACCUGUCAAGCUCAACCUGCACUCGGUAUGGUGUACAAGCUCGUGGAGAUCAACGGCGAGCCACGCAUCAAGUUGUCUCAAGACGUGAGCAAGGUGACGAUCCCGGGUCGGAAGGAAGCGUUCCGUCUCAUUGGUGCAAAUGGCAAACCCCUGCUGGAUCUCAUGACUGGAUGCAACGAGAAAGCCCCCGCGAUCGGCAAGAAAAUGCUGUGUCGGAAUCCCUUCGAUGAGCUGCGCCGCGCGUACGUGACGCCGUCUCAAGUUAUUCCGUUGCACAGUUUGUGCUGGGACGGACCCAAUGGCGGCAUUGUGGGCGAGUUGCCGACUCUGGAGGAGCGACGUCAGUACGUGACGGAACAGUUCGAACUGGUCCGUGAAGAUGUGGUUAGAUCGCUCAACCCGACGCCGUACAAGGUGUCGGUGUCUAACGAGCUGUACGAGUUCAUCCAUGACCUGUGGAUGAAAGAAUACCCCGUGAAGGAGCUGGAUUAG
This is a messenger RNA of Phytophthora infestans T30-4, 1649 nucleotides long. RefSeq names its product nicotinate phosphoribosyltransferase, putative. Gene Ontology annotation, molecular function: nicotinate phosphoribosyltransferase activity. Bases 48 to 1649 code for a protein of 533 amino acids. Gene Ontology annotation, biological process: NAD+ biosynthetic process. The record is from RefSeq and is a predicted model, not a curated record. Lineage: Eukaryota; Oomycota; Peronosporomycetes; Peronosporales; Peronosporaceae. The transcript has 4 exons.